Messenger RNA from Penicillium mononematosum, 603 nucleotides. RefSeq names its product copper homeostasis protein CutC. Bases 1 to 603 code for a protein of 200 amino acids. The record is from RefSeq and is a predicted model, not a curated record. NCBI's taxonomy places the organism in Eukaryota, Fungi, Ascomycota, Eurotiomycetes, Eurotiales, Aspergillaceae. Gene Ontology annotation, molecular function: copper ion binding. The transcript has a single exon.
AUGGUUCGGCCACACGCGGAAGGCUUCUGUUACGGAGAAUCUGACUUUGAAUUGAUGAAACGAACGCUCAAUUCUCUCAAGUCCUGUGGGGCUGACGGCUUCGUCUUCGGGAUUUUGAAUCGAUCCCCACAAAUGUCCUGUGAUCCGAAUUUGUCAUGGGUCGAUGUAUCCCGGAAUAAGCAGCUCGUUCAACUAGCUGGCGGGCGGCCCUGCACGUUCCAUCGCGCUUUUGAUCUCAUUCCCGAGUCUCACUGGGAGAAGGCAUUGGCCGAUAUCACGGAGUGCGGGUUUGCAUCAAUUUUAACCAAUGGCGGUCCUUCUGGAACAAAAGCAACCGAAUGCAUGGACAAGCUGCAGACCUUAGUACGUUACAAAACGCAACUCCAACGGGAACGAAAAAUUCGAGGCAACAGAGUUCCAGAAAUUAUUGUUGGAGGUGGUGUGAGGGCAUCAAACAUAGGCUUGCUCCAGAGCAUCACCGGUGCCUCAGCCUUUCAUUCUGCUGCUCUCCCGGCCUCGGAAGCGGUGACCUCCGCAAAGGAGGUGUUCAACAUGAAAGGUGAGAUAGCGCAGGCAUGGGAGGCAGAUAGAAAGGCGCAAUAA